CUGGUCACACUGUCUGUGUUUAUGCCGCGCAUAUCGGGAAAUUGUCGUACAAUUGCGAUUUGCGGUGCAAACCAUCGACCUUCAGCCCAAAAUUGCCAUUGCCCGGAGCAUCGAAUUGGCUGCAAAAUGAGGCAGUCCGCGAUUGGUGAGGACCGCAGGAGCAGCAACCACGAAUUGGGCCACUAGCUGGCACAGGAGCAGCCGGAUCAGAAGGACCAAAGAUCAUAAUAGCAGGAGCAAGGGCAGCAACAAGUCCCUCUGCACGCAACAGGUUACCACGAAUUGCCCACAAGAGGGCACUCAGUUCCGAUUCCAAUCCAAUUGCAUCUCACGCAUCACAUCUAACAACAACACAUCACAUAAUCGCAAUGAGCCCGUUCGGCUCCAAAAAGAACCGCUCCCUGUCGGUGCGGGUGAGCACCUUCGACUCGGAGCUGGAGUUUAAGCUGGAGCCGCGUGCCUCCGGCCAGGAUCUGUUCGACCUUGUGUGCCGCACCAUCGGGCUGCGCGAGUCCUGGUACUUCGGGCUGCAGUACGUCGACACCCGCAGCAACGUGUCCUGGCUGAAGAUGGAGAAGCGGGUGCGCGACCAGCGCGUUGAGCUGCAUGCCAGUAACAAUGUGUACGUGUUUAGCUUCUACGCCAAGUUCUUUCCGGAGAACGUCAGCGAGGAGCUGAUCCAGGAGAUCACGCAGCACCUGUUCUUCCUGCAGGUCAAGCAGAGCAUCCUCUCCAUGGACAUCUACUGCCGCCCGGAGGCGUCCGUGCUGCUGGCCUCCUACGCGGUGCACGUGCAGUACGGGCCGUACGACUACGAGACCUACAAGGACGGCAUGUUGGCCGGGGGUGAGCUCCUGCCCAAGGGGGUGACCGACCAGUACCAGAUGACGCCCGAAAUGUGGGAGGAACGCAUCAAGACGUGGUAUAUGGACCAUGAGCCCAUGACGCGCGACGAGGUGGAGAUGGAGUACCUGAAGAUUGCUCAGGACCUGGACAUGUACGGCGUUAACUAUUUUCCUAUUACGAAUAAGAACAAAACCAAAUUGUGGCUGGGCGUCACCUCUGUGGGCCUGAACAUCUACGACGAGCGCGAUAAGCUAACGCCAAAGACCACGUUCCAGUGGAACGAGAUACGGCACGUCAGCUUCGACGACAAGAAGUUCACCAUUCGCCUGGUGGAUGCCAAGGUCUCGAAUUUUAUAUUCUACUCGCAGGACCUCCACAUCAACAAGAUGAUUCUUGACCUGUGCAAGGGCAACCACGAUCUGUAUAUGCGCCGCCGCAAGCCGGACACCAUGGAAAUCCAGCAAAUGAAGGCUCAAGCCAAGGAGGAGAAGCAACGCCGCCAGAUCGAACGCAAGAAGUUCAUUAGGGAAAAGAAGCUUCGCGAGAAGGCGGAGCACGAGCGCUACGAGCUGGAGAAGAGCAUGGAGCACCUGCAAAACGAGAUGCGCAUGGCCAACGACGCUCUGCGGCGUUCCGAAGAGACCAAGGAGCUGUACUUCGAGAAGAGCCGUGUCAACGAGGAGCAGAUGCAGCUGACCGAGUGCAAGGCAAACCACUUCAAGACGGAAAUGGACCGGCUGCGCGAGCGACAGAUGAAAAUCGAGCGGGAGAAGCACGACCUGGAAAAGAAGAUUCGCGACGCCGACUUCUAUGUCCACCAGCUGACGGUGGAGAAUGACAAGCGGGAGGCCGAGACUGAGAAGCUGCGCAAGGAGCUGAUCUGCGCCAAAAUGGCGGAGCGCGAGGCCACCGCUCGCUUGCUCGACUUUCUCAACAGCGGCCGCAAGUCCUCCACCGACAGCCUGCUGACCGCCUCCAGUGUGUCACACGCAGCCAAUACGGCGUCCAGCAUGGCGGCCAUCAGCACGCCCUCCCUAAUCACCAGUAGCUCAACCAAUGACUUGGAGACCGCCGGCGGCGCCGAGCUGACCACCCAUUCGUCGCACUACCUGGUUCAAGGAGACAAUUCCAGCGGCAUUUCGGACGACUUUGAGCCCAAGGAGUUCAUCCUUACCGACAACGAGAUGGAGCAGAUCACCAACGAGAUGGAGCGCAACCAUCUCGACUAUCUGCGCAACUCCAAAAAGCAGGUGCAAAACCAACUGCAAACACUGCGCUCCGAGAUCGCGCCGCACAAGAUUGAGGAGAACCAGAGCAACCUGGACAUCCUAAGCGAGGCGCAGAUCAAGGCCGGCGAGAACAAAUACUCCACGCUCAAGAAGCUCAAGUCCGGCUCGACCAAGGCGCGGGUGGCCUUCUUCGAGGAGCUCUGACCUUCUCCGUCUCCGCCUCCGUCGCCAUCCAAUCCCCAUCCGCCGACAUGACUAAUCCCCUAUCUAGCUGUACGAUAUUUGGUGUGUGUGCCUGUGCGCGUGCUAGAGUGUAUGAGUGCCUUAACCGUAGUUGUACUAUAACUUACUAUAACAUACUAUACUAAAUGUCUUUCGAUUGUUCGCUCAAGCCGCUGCUGUAAUAAACCAAUUGCAAACGUA
Messenger RNA from Drosophila yakuba, 2498 nucleotides. RefSeq names its product moesin/ezrin/radixin homolog 2 (gene Mer). Bases 369 to 2279 code for a protein of 636 amino acids. Gene Ontology annotation, molecular function: actin binding; cell adhesion molecule binding. Gene Ontology annotation, cellular component: adherens junction; apical part of cell; filopodium. Gene Ontology annotation, biological process: regulation of gliogenesis; positive regulation of early endosome to late endosome transport; regulation of cell shape. Lineage: Eukaryota; Metazoa; Arthropoda; Insecta; Diptera; Drosophilidae. The transcript has 5 exons. The record is from RefSeq and is a predicted model, not a curated record.